AUGCUCUCCCCAGCGGCAGCGCGCACUCUGCGCAUGUCGCGCCCAGCACGCAACGCUCUACGCCUCCGCAUCCACCCCCCAAGAUGCCGCUUCAGCACCUCCCCCCGCCACAACAUCAUGGAAACAACCGGCUUCACUUCCACCCAACUCGAAAUCCGCGACGCCAUCUUCGCACUCUGCUCCCGCUUCCCCAACAGCUACUGGCGCGACCGCGACGACACCAGCAGCGACCCCUCAGAUUUCCACGCCGCGCUGGCGAAAGACGGGUGGCUCGGCAUCGCUUUACCAGAAGCAUACGGCGGUUCUGGCCUGGGUAUCGCAGAAGCAACGAUGAUGAUGCAGACGAUUGCCGAGUCUGGCGCUGGCAUCGCGGGCGCGCAGGCGAUCCAUGCGAAUGUGUAUGCGACGCAGCCGCUGGCUAAGUAUGGGAGUGAAGAGCAGUUACAGGUAACGAUACCGAGGAUAAUAUCAGGGGAGUGGCGAACGUGCUUUGGGGUUACGGAACCGGAUUCGGGGUUGGAUACGCUGCGACUGAGUACGUUUGCGAAGAAAGAUGAGGAUGGGAAGGGGUAUAGCAUAACAGGCCAGAAGAUAUGGAUAACAUGUGCGCAAGUCGCGUCUCGUAUGAUCCUACUCGCACGCACGACACCACGGGAAGAAGCGGAGAAACCUAGUAAAGCGCUGAGUCUAUUUUGCAUUCCGCUUGAUCGGUCAGCGCCUGGCCUGGACAUGCGACGCAUCAAAAAGAUGGGCGGGCGCGCCGUCGACGCAAACGAAGUCUUCUUCGACAACUACCAUAUCCCAUCUUCAUGCCUCGUCGGCCGCGAAGGCGAAGGCUUCAAAAUCAUCCUCGGGGGCAUGAACGCAGAACGGUGUCUGCUCGCAGGCGAAGCCCUCGGAUUAGGCUACGCGGCCCUCACAAAAGCAUCCGCGUACGCUAACUCACGCCACGUCUUCCAGCGGCCUAUCGGCAUGAACCAAGGCAUAUCACACCCCCUCGCGGACGCGUACAUGCAGCUCGAAGCCGCGAAACAUGUGACGUACCAUGCGGCGCGGCUGUAUGAUGCGAGUAAGACGGAUGCGGGUAUUAGGCAGGAUGCGAUUGGGGUCGCGGCGAAUAGCGCAAAGUAUCUUGCGGGUGAGGCGGCGUUUGCGGCGUGUGAGAGGGCGGUGCUGGCGCAUGGGGGGAUGGGGUAUGCGGCUGAGUAUGAUGUGGAGCGGUUUUUGAGGGAGUGCUUUGUGCCGAGGAUUGCGCCGGUGAGUAGGGAGAUGGUGUUGAAUUAUAUUGGGGAGAAGGUUUUGGGGUUGCCGAGGAGUUAUUGA
This is a messenger RNA of Alternaria triticimaculans, 1323 nucleotides long. RefSeq lists its product as uncharacterized. Lineage: Eukaryota; Fungi; Ascomycota; Dothideomycetes; Pleosporales; Pleosporaceae. Bases 1 to 1323 code for a protein of 440 amino acids. The transcript has a single exon. Gene Ontology annotation, molecular function: flavin adenine dinucleotide binding; acyl-CoA dehydrogenase activity. The record is from RefSeq and is a predicted model, not a curated record.